Colossoma macropomum (tambaqui) is the source of this 2307-nucleotide messenger RNA. RefSeq lists its product as uncharacterized. Lineage: Eukaryota; Metazoa; Chordata; Actinopteri; Characiformes; Serrasalmidae. The coding region runs from base 220 to 2046 and encodes 608 amino acids. The transcript is spliced from 14 exons. The record is from RefSeq and is a predicted model, not a curated record.
GUGGUGGAAAUCCAUUUAUGGGGAAAAUGCGUCAACCAGGCGCGAUGACCUCAUAGAGACACGUCUCCAUGGUGACGGGCGGUUAUAAAUACAGGAAAGCCGUCUGUUCCCUCACAAACAGUUUUUCGUCACAGGAGAGUCGUUAACCGGUUCGUCAGUGAGAUCAACAAAAGAACACAACACCUGUAUAAGGAAAUAGGAGAGAAGAGAAGGAAGACGAUGCAGUCAGCAGAUCCACAGGAGAUGGAGCAGGAGAGAAAGCUGCGCCCCCCACCCAGUCCCACAGCCUGCGGGUGCUGGAGCGACUGCUUCACCCUCUUCAACAGGAGGGACCCAAUCCGGGAGAGCCAGAGAGAGGAGGAGCAGCUCCAACAGGUUCAGGGAGGAAGGAGAGAGAUGGACCUGAAGGAGAAGACAAAAAAGCAGAAGAAAAAGGGAAAGAAGCAGAGGAAGCAGGACGAGAAGAGGAAUCUGCAGAGUGCCGGAGAGAGCCAUGAUGAGGUGGUGACGGGAAUGGAGCAGAUGAAACGAGAGAAUCACAUCAGAAGUUUGGAAGAAAACAUAAAACAGCAAGAGAUGGAGAUUCUGAGAUUCCGGGAGAGAGAAGAAAAGCUAAAAGAAAAGCUGGAGAGAAUGAAAGAGAAAAUAGCCAGGAAAGAGCGGAAGACUCUCAAAAUUAUACAGAGAGAUGAGAAGCUGAAGAGAGAGCUGCAGGCGAUGAAAGAGAGGCUGGCACAGAAAGACAGACAGAGCAAGGAAGAAAGGAAGGUCACCAACCUGAAAACAGUGGAAAUGACAAUCACUGUAAGUAUGAAAGAAGAAGUUAAGAUGGACGGAGAAAUAGAAAAGCAGGAAGAGAAAGAACAACAGAAAGAGAGUGUGAGGGAUGAGAGCGACACUGUCCCUCAGGAAGCCGGCCCACAGCCUCAGGCCGUCACUGAGUCUAAAUCAGAAGAUCAGGUUUCAGAGGCUCAGACUCAGGUCCAGGCUGAUGGGUCAGAGAGUAGAAAGGCAGCUGAGGAGAAGAUGAAGUGGACCGGCCAUGACAGCGGGGAAGCAGUGAGCAUUGAGGUGGAGAACCUUCAGGUGGAGCCUGCAGCACGGAGCUCGUCUGGAAGCUGGAUGUUGCAGAGUGUGCUGUCCUCAGUUCGCUCCUUCGUUCAGCGCCUGAGAUCCCAUUUCUCAGCUGUGCAAGUUCAAGCUGAGAAAGAAGAGGAGCAUGAGGAAGUUUCUCCAUCACGUCCGUUGAUUCCGCUCGGAGCGCCGACAGGGGUCCUGACUGUACACCUGAAGGCCUGCAGAGACUUCAGGAAAUCUGCUCUUUUGAAGAAAGGCACUUGGGCUACUGUGAGGGUCACUAUUGGGAGAAUGGUGAAGUACACAGAGCAGCAGCCCUAUAAUAACCCCACGUGCUUCAACGAGUGGAAACACUUUUCCAUACAGAUCCAGCAGGAAGAAGUUUUAAGGGUUCAGCAGUCCACUGUGAUGGUGGUAGAACUGCUUAUUUGUGAUCCUAACUCAGCUGCCCCCAGACUCAUGGGGAGAGACACCAUCACGCUGCAGGAGAUCCUUAAGAAAUCUUCAUUCGGCCACCAGUUCAACUUGAGGCUCAGACACCAGAAAGUUUGCAAGUUGGACGCAGAGCUGGCGUUCACAUACGGCUCCUUGGGCUACGGGUACUCUCACCAGAUCAAACAUCCAGGAAGAACGAUGGAGAAUCUGGUGGAGAAAUCUCUCUUUCCCCGCUGCCCUCCUAAUCAAGAUCAAAGAGAUCCGCAAUAUAAUGUGACAACCCCCUCCACACUGCCCCAAGUGGACAUCAUUCCCUCUCUGAUGCAGCAAGACACACCAAGAGGCGCAGAGUGCAGGAUAUCUGCUGGCCUGAUGGACUGCAUCCAAAGGAGAGGCAGGUUGUUACAGCUGCAUAAAGGCUUGCAGGAGUGUACGACAGGAGAGGAUAGGGUGCAGUUUCUGGAAAACCUGAUUCUAAGGAAGAGUCUUGGCACCAGCUAUCCCUGCAGAAAGAACGAGAGCUCUGAGGUGUAAGGUCCUGUCUAAAGAGGAGGAAAUGAAGAGAAAUGAGGAGGACGAGAACUAUGGAACGACAGAGACAAGAACAGGAAAGGCUACAUGCAAGACGAGGAAGUAGAGAGAAAAAACAGCAGAACUUGAGGUCCGUCUCCAUUUCUCUCAGCACUGGCUCGUCUGUUCCUCUUUAUCCUGCUCCAUUCCCACCAUCUCGACUCACCUGCAGCAAACAACAACAAAGUGCUGGAUCUAAUAAACAAUACAUUACAAAUAAAAAAA